AUGGCCGCACAGUCCAGCCUGAGAAGGACGGCGGCGGAGGAUGCCCUGGCCGCCUUUAUUGAUAAAUGGACGUCUGCUGCGCGAUCAAGACUGCGUGGCACAUCAAAAGUUACACGCAUUCUUGCUACGCUUGCCCUCACUCUCACAAUCGUUCUUGGAGGUGAAGGCUACCGCCGACGAUGGAAGCGACAACACCAAGAGCGGGAACAAGGCCGCAAGUUGGUUAGGACGAACUCAUGGCUUCACAACAAGGAUGGGUCUAGAACGAUAUAUGUGCCAUAUAAAAACGGAACUUCCAAAGUUACUAUAAACACUACGAAACCAUUGACAUUCGAAGCGCAUCGCCGUCUCUUCCUGAACCCUCCAAGGGUAUCCGGCCUAGGCGAUGGCACUGUUCCUUCAGCGCAGGCAAAACCAGGGUUGAACCUGGCAUUCUUGCACCAGUUUCUGAGCCUUCUCAGUAUCAUGAUUCCCCGCUGGUCAAGUAAGGAGGCCGGUCUGCUUCUAAGUCAUGGCAUUUUCCUGAUGCUUCGAACCUAUCUGUCGCUAGUCGUCGCACGGUUGGAUGGUGAACUUGUUCGGGACCUGGUGGCUGGAAACGGAAGGGCCUUUCUUUGGGGCAUUGCCAAGUGGUGCGGCCUUGGUGGAUUUGCAUCAUACACCAAUGCUAUGAUCAAAUUUUUGGAGUCCAAAGUAUCCAUCGCGUUCCGUACCCGCCUUACCCGGUAUAUUCACGACCUAUACUUGAACGAGAAUCUUAAUUACUAUAAACUUCACAACCUCGAUGGUGGUGUUGGUCAUGGCGCGGAUCAAUUUAUCACACAGGACCUGACCCUUUUCUGCGCUGCCGCCGCUAACCUAUAUUCGUCCCUCGGAAAGCCCUUCGUGGAUCUCUGUGUCUUCAGCUUUCAGCUGUACCGGUCCCUCGGCCCUCUGGCUCUCUCAGGCUUAAUGAGCAACUAUUUCUUGACCGCCAGCAUUCUUCGCAGACUCUCACCUCCCUUUGGAAAGCUCAAGGCCGUCGAGGGCCGCAAAGAGGGCGACUUCCGCAGUCUUCACGCCAGAUUGAUUGCUAACGCCGAAGAGGUCGCCUUUUACGGUGGUGCUGAUAUCGAGAAGACGUUUUUGAACAAGGAAUACAAAUCGCUAAAGAGCUGGAUGGAGGGCAUCUACAUGCUGAAGAUCCGGUACAAUAUUCUGGAAGACUUUAUCCUCAAGUACAGCUGGAGUGCUUAUGGCUAUCUUCUUGCAUCCCUCCCUGUGUUUCUACCAGCAUGGGGUGGAAUUGGCGGAGCAGCUGAAAUGGUUGACAACAUUGAGAAAGGUGGCCGUGAGCGCAAUAGGAUGAAGGAUUUUAUUACAAAUAAGAGACUCAUGCUGUCUCUGGCGGAUGCCGGAGGCAGAAUGAUGUACUCUAUCAAGGAUUUGUCUGAGCUUGCGGGAUACACGAGUCGAGUGUACACACUGAUUUCGACUCUCCAUCGCGUGCAUGCAAAUGCAUAUUAUCUCCGGAGUGGACAAAAUGAGCUUUACUCACUAUCUGACGUACAGGGCACCAUUCAAAAGGGGUUCGAUGGCGUUCGAUUUGAGCAUGUACCUAUCGUUGCUCCUGGCUUGUGGCCUCAGGGAGGAGACGAAUUGUUGGACUCGUUGUCAAUGAUUGUUCGCAAUGGGGAGCAUCUUUUGAUUUCUGGCCCCAAUGGCGUGGGAAAGAGUGCAAUAGGCCGCAUUCUGGCAGGUCUGUGGCCGGUCUACCGAGGCUUGGUUAGUCGCCCAAAGAAUAUCGGCCAAGAUGGGAUCAUGUUCUUGCCACAAAGACCGUAUCUCAGCCCCGGAACGCUGCGUGACCAGGUCAUUUAUCCCGACGGCCAUGUCGACAUGAGGGAGAAGCGAAAGUCGGAAGUGGAACUACAGCGAAUCCUGGAGGAAGCGAAGCUGGGCUACUUGCCAGAUCGUGAGGGUGGAUGGGAUACUCGGAAGGAGUGGAAGGAUGUGCUCAGUGGCGGCGAGAAGCAGAGGAUGCAAUUUGCAAGACUGCUGUAUCACGAACCUCAAUAUGCCAUUAUCGACGAGGGCACCAGCGCUGUAUCAAGUGAUGUGGAGGGCCUUUUGUACGAGACGUGCAAGGAAAAGGGUAUCACUCUUAUUACGAUAUCUACCCGAGCAUCACUGAAGAGGUACCACACAUUUAACCUGAUGUUAGGCAUGGGCGACAGUGGCGACGAAUGGGAGUUUGAGCGAAUUGGUACGGAGCGGGAGAAGAUGCAAGUUGAAAAGGAAGUCCAAGAGCUACGUGAGCGUCUGGCAGAAGUUGAUGAGCUGAAGAAGCGGCGAGAUGAAAUCGAGCUGGAGCUUGCUUCGGUCUGGACGGAUAAGGGAGAAUCUCUGGCUGCACCUGAGUACACACAAAGGGAAGGCAAACAGGAGCCAGUGGAGACCAAACCGGGUGACGAACUGGUAAUGGUGGAGGAGGAUAACGAAGAGGACGAAUUCGAAGAGACGAAAGAGCAACCCGACGCUGUGGCUACAUAG
Messenger RNA from Pochonia chlamydosporia 170, 2532 nucleotides. Its product is annotated as peroxisomal ABC transporter. Bases 1 to 2532 code for a protein of 843 amino acids. Gene Ontology annotation, molecular function: long-chain fatty acid transmembrane transporter activity; ABC-type transporter activity; ATP binding. Lineage: Eukaryota; Fungi; Ascomycota; Sordariomycetes; Hypocreales; Clavicipitaceae. The record is from RefSeq and is a predicted model, not a curated record. Gene Ontology annotation, biological process: peroxisome organization; long-chain fatty acid import into peroxisome; very long-chain fatty acid catabolic process. The transcript has 4 exons. Gene Ontology annotation, cellular component: peroxisomal membrane.